UGGCGGUUUGUGACAAGGAGAGUCUACUCACUUGUGGAUUAUUUGUCAUUACUAAUAAAGGAGAGAUUCAAAUGAUUUAAGUAGUGCACACACUCAUUGUAAUUAGCAUCACUUGGGAUAAUUUAGCUCGAUUUUUGGUUUUCAUAUUGACCCAUCCGACCUUCACCUUGAGCUGAAUUUGACCUUGAGCAGCACGACCUUGACCCUAAUCAUGGUGGACAAUCAAAAACCCACCCACCAUCACAUCUAAGGAUUAUUUUUCACAUCGGAUUACACACGGACAUUGGAUUAACUUCUGUCUUAAACUAGGGUGGUGAUUCUGAACUCUCUGUCAUCAUGGAUCACAACGAGUUAAUGGCAGAGCUCCCCCUAAUGGAGAAAAUGUCAACUCAAGAACGUCUCAAACUUGCUAAAAAGCGACGGAGCCAGCAGCUGAAACGCUGGGGACAAUACGAGAAGGCCCUGGAGAAGGAAACCGUUAAAAAGCGCAAAUCCUCCCAGUCAAAUAAUUUUGUUAAAAAACCAAAGAAGACUGGAAAUAAGGGACACAUCCAGUUUAUUGCUAAUAUUAUGUUACUGGAGGCAGCUUCAAGAAAUGAUAUUGAGGAAGUGCAACACCUUCUCAACGCAAACGUGAGCCCGGAUGUAACAAAUGAAGAUGGAUUAACUGCAUUACAUCAGUGCUGUAUAGACGACAAUGAGAAUAUGAUGCAGCUUCUUAUAGAAUUCGGUGCGAAUGUGAAUGCGCAGGAUAGCGAGUUAUGGACGCCUCUCCACGCGGCUGCAACUUGUGGACAUGUUCAUCUCUGCAAAUAUCUUAUAGAGAAGGGUGCUGAUUUGCUGGCGGUGAAUGCAGACGGUAACAUGCCAUACGAUAUCUGCGAAGAUGAGCUCACGUUGGAUUUCAUUGAAUCAGAGAUGGCGAAAAAGGGUAUAACUCAGGAACUGAUAGACGACACGAGAAUAUCAGUGGAGAAGAACAUGUUGCAAGAUGUGCAAAAGUUACAUAAGGAAGGACGAGAUCUCAUAUUUGUGGACAGAAAUGGUGCUACUCCACUUCAUAUAGCGGCAGCAAACGGCUAUGUGGAAGUGACCAAGUUCCUUCUCCAACAUAAUGUUCCAAUUGAUGCUCGGGAUAAUGACAGUUGGCAGCCAAUACAUGCGGCAGCAUGUUGGGGACAGCCACUCAUAUUAGAACUACUUGUACAGCAUGGUGCUGAUGUGGAUGCAAAGACGAAAAAUGGUGAAACAUGUCUAGAUAUCUGUGAAGACUUGGAGCUCCGGCAGAGAAUCCUUGAUAUCAAGGACGAGAUCGCCAAUCACAGAAUCCAUGCAAAGACGUCGCUGACAAGGACAAGGAGUCAGAACACGAGAAGAUUCAUGAGCGUAGACACCCCUAGCCAUACCAGGGCUAAGAUACCAGAGUCUUGGAAAAAUCAGAGUCACCAGUAUAGUAGCACUGGGUCCCUGUAUAGUUCCAAUCUCUCAAUCGACAAAAGCGUACACAGAGAUAAAACUGCCAUUCCCCCUGCCUCAAUCCGCCGUAGCAGUAUGCGAGAGAAGUCGAUGAUAUCGUGGAAGGAAGCCAGAGAGGAGGCCAAGCUACGAGAGUCCAUAACUGAUGAGGAGGAUGUUAGGGUAGCUGCACCUAAAGGGGAGAGGAAGCCCCCACCAGCUGUCAAUGGGGUGAAAGAUUCCGAAGCUGAGAAGGGCGAUGUCCCGGUCAAGACGCGUAAGAAGGAAAACAAGGAGAACAUUCCCGCUACCAACAUUGACGACAUCAAGGUCAGCGUGCACGUGGAGGAGGCAAAGUCUGAUAAGCCUGAUCAUCGGACGGUCAAACCGGUCCCAGAAACUGUGCCAGAAGAAACGACACCACCUAGUGAGAAAAAACCUGACACUUCAUUGUCACUAGACGUGGCAGAUUCCGGUCCGAUACGGAAAUACUCAUCAGAGGAGCGGUUAGCCCGUGGGUCACAAUCACACGGACAACGGAGUUCUCCGCGAUCGGAUGAAGAAUCAGUGCAGAUGUUUCAAAUGGGAGAACGCCGGGGCUCGAUGGACUUAAAAACUGGUGGGACCCCGGCGGCUGGGACGCUCUCAGAUUUAAAACGAGCUCGAUCCUUGGAGCACCAGAAUGCAAAAAUGAAAAGGUCGAGGGAGAAUAUUACGGACAGUUCGCGUUCGAGUAACGUGAGUGUAGAUCGCGUCUCGAAUGGUUCGAACGGAACAACGCCAUUGUUAGAGAACAACAACAAAACCGGGCACAUGCAACCAAAUUCUGUCAGCCCCACCCCGCAUCACAUUCCCCCCUCUCCCGCCUAUGGUGAUCCACCGCUGCGCAAGUUCAAAGCGCAGAAUACAGAGAUUGUAGGCGGAGAUGAAUCAAAGCAACGGUGCUGUACUAUAAUGUAAAGAAGAACCUGUCACCCCUGAUGUGUCCGAUGGACCAGUCUUGUUUCAGAGUAUGCAAUGGUAUGGAAUGGUCUAUUCAGACACAUCAGGGAUGAUCGUUCAAGUGAAAUGUAUUGUAUGACUUUCUUCAGGGGUUACGUCAGUCAGAAGUGUGUAUAUCAAGGGUCACGUUGGGGUAAAUCUUUUCAAAUUUAGUGCUGGGCCUGGAGAUGGUGAAAGGGAGUCAUAUUUGAGUUUUCAAUUCUCAAAAAGGUGGAUUGUUAUCAAAUCUUGGAACAAGCACUGACCCCCACUUGCCUCACUUAGAUUUGCUGACGGCGGGCCAGGCCCACACACUUGUCAGGAAAGUACUAUACUUACAAUCAAGUCUGUGAAAACAAUUUGUUUUGUAAAUUGUAAUCGGUUAUGCAAUAUACAUGUAUAUACGGAACUGUAGACAAAAAUGUGAAAAACCUAUUCCUAACCGCUGUACAUUCUUCAUAUAAAAUGUUAUUUUCUAUAUACGUUCCAAAUUCUUGGGAAACCCUCUUCACGAAGUAAGCUUGAAUCUUACUCUAAUAUUGUAGUAGCUGUUGAAAGAAUUUAUAAUUCUGUAUAUCUUUGAAAAGCUAUUCAUUGUGUAUGUAAAAUAACUCUAAUUUUCUAAUAAUGGUAUAAUAAUCUCAUGUGUCUAUGUUCAAAAACAAGAUGUGUGCAUGAUAUGCAUAUGUACAAAGUGUAUUGUGUUAUACGGUAUACAGUGGUAUAGCUAAAUGUGUACAUAUGAAAUCGUGAGAAUUUAUAGGUUCGUAUUUUAGGAAAUGGAUCGAGAUUUGUAGUCAUUUGAGUAUGCAGUAUUGGGGUGAGUUGUCGACUUCGGGGUCUGGACAGGGGUUGAAUGUUCGGUUAUUCUGAAAGGAGACUUGGCACAAUUGAACAGAUACAUGAGAAGAAGCGUCCCUGAAGGUUUCUUCAGAAUUCAUCCAGAAACAAGCGGUACUAUCUGGAAAAUGUCAAAAUCCAUCCGCUAUGUCGAUGCAGACGAAUACAUACAAAAACAUUUUUUAAGCAUGUUUACGGAGGUGUAAAAAUCCACCUGGGUCCAAAGAGAAAAAACAAAUUUUAAAGUCGCAGUAGUUUUUGAACGGAGACCAAAAAGGACCUGGACAUUAACCAUACUCAAGCUGACUACAAGUAUGUUAUUGAUAUCAAACGGUGUUUAUUUCUCAAACAUUGCUGUGAUGUAGAUGACGUGUGUCGUUCAACAACUGUACAUACAUGUAGUAUAAUAUGUAUAUUAUGUAAUAUGUAAUAUGUAUGAGGUUUUAUGUACUGUUGACGUUCAAGAUACACGUAUAGAAAUUGUACGCAGUUACCACAUAUGCAAUCAUGAAAAAUGUUCAUACUCUGAAAUUGAGUUAGAUGGGUGAAAAUGUAUAAAUAGAGUGGGCACACACCGGCACCCAAGUAUUUCAUAAAAGAGGGCGAGCAGGGGGCUGUCUGUUGAUAGGAUUUAUUGCAUGUUGUGUUUUCGAAUCAGAAGGAGGGUAUUCCACUCAUCAUAGUAGAGACCUGGGUAGCCUUCCUUAUGCCCCUUGUGUUUCAAGUUGGCCAUGGUUCACGUAGAUUGCUGCAGUCGAACUGAGCAUUACAUCGGUUUAUAAACCCUGGGAGAAGUCGGCGUCGACCUGGUUGAAUAGAAUAUAUUUUGCAAGCUCAACAUUUAGACUUCUAUUUUUGUAUUCCAGUAUUUCAUGCAUAAUGAUCGUUUAUGUUAACUCAGUUAUUCUUCAUUAUGUCUGUGUCAGACUAUGCUAUUGCUAAUACCUUUUCUGAGAUAACGCUUAGUUUAGCUACAUGUACACUGACAUUGGUCUCUGACACCGAUUGAGCAACUGGGCCCAGAAGGACAAGAUUUGUGCAAAUAUUUGCUCGUGAAUGGUCAUUUGGGUUGUCAUAUAAUCAGAAAUGAAUGAUCUUGUUGUGUUAGUUUGUGCUGUUUUCAGAUUUGUUGAUUGUAAAAGAAUGUAGUUUAGAUUGGAAAUUGCGGAAAAUCCUUGUUUCAUAUCCUGUGUACUGGAUGUGCUGGGUUCACUGUAAGUGGUGACAUCUGUCAAUUUCAAAAGCUAACAUCUCAUCUCAAACUGUUUGAAGAGAAAUUGUGAUAUAGCGUAGCUCCUUUCAGUUGGGGGGGAGGGUAAAUAUGGCUGACAAUCGUUCCUCAAAGUAGUUGUAAGCUAUGUUAGAUUUUACUGAGGAACCCAUCAUAUUGGUGGCCAUUUGUUUAUUGUGUUGCUUGAUAGAAGAUCUGAGCUGUUUUCCUAUAAGUAAUACACAAAUAUCGGUCAGGACUUUUUCUUUAGUUUGCUCAUGUCAAAGUGCUGUCAUCUCUGACCAACAAUUUGGUCAUCAGUAUGAUUGGGAUCUGCAGUCACAGGGUGUCACAGAAUAUGGCUGACAAUCGUUCCCCAAAGCAGUUGUAAGCUAUGUUAGAUUUUACUGAGAAACCCAUCAUAUUGGUGGCCAUUUGUUUAAAUAUGGCUGACAAUCGUUCCUCAAAGUAGUUGUAAGCUAUGUUAGAUUUUACUGAGAAACCCAUCAUAUUGGUGGCCAUUUGUUUAUUGUGUUGCUUGAUAGAAGAUCUGAGCUGUUUUCCUAUAAGUAAUACACAAAUAUCAAUCAGGACUUUUUCUUUAGUUUGCUCAUGUCAAAGUGCUGUCAUCUCUGACCAACAAUUUGGUCAUCAGUAUGAUUGGGAUCUGCAGUCACAGGGUGUCACAGAAUCUCUAUCAGGGAUCAUGUCAGAAGUUUAAAAAGCAAGGGUGAAAUCAGUGAAAUUGAACAAAUUCGAUAUAUCUUUGUACAUGUAAGGCCAACAUAUUUUUGUAGUCUGACAUACUGUUGGGCAACAAUUUUCUGUGACAUCCUGUAGUGUAAUUUGAAGUGUAAUAUUUGUAUCCAUCGAUAGAUACUAAGGCCAAGCCUUUAUUAUAUUCUGAAUCAAUUCCAAUGUGUAGACUUAAUAAAGCAUUUUUAUGUUAUUAUGUAACCAAUCACUCUUUCAUACCAGUGGUCUUGUUAAUAUCAUGCCAUGAAUAAACAAUUUGUGAAAUACGAUAA
Messenger RNA from Lineus longissimus, 5514 nucleotides. RefSeq names its product protein phosphatase 1 regulatory subunit 16A-like. Gene Ontology annotation, cellular component: cytoplasm. The coding region runs from base 337 to 2415 and encodes 692 amino acids. The record is from RefSeq and is a predicted model, not a curated record. NCBI's taxonomy places the organism in Eukaryota, Metazoa, Nemertea, Pilidiophora, Heteronemertea, Lineidae. Gene Ontology annotation, molecular function: myosin phosphatase regulator activity; protein binding; enzyme inhibitor activity. The transcript is spliced from 14 exons.